This is a messenger RNA of Paramisgurnus dabryanus, 2535 nucleotides long. It is a transcript of the gene ucn1, whose product is annotated as urotensin 1. Lineage: Eukaryota; Metazoa; Chordata; Actinopteri; Cypriniformes; Cobitidae. Gene Ontology annotation, molecular function: hormone activity. The record is from RefSeq and is a predicted model, not a curated record. Gene Ontology annotation, cellular component: extracellular region.
GAGAAUGGGCUCAUUUACAAGCAGUUUAUGCACCUCCACUGACGUCAAUGGAGCUAUCUUGGAUGUAUAUAACCAUUGAGCACGAGGCGCUCCUCUCCAUCUGUCUGCAGACUCAACACAAGCAACACGAGACCAUCGAACACCGGUCCGGUCCAGUAUGAAGCCCGUGCCUGUAGUUCUGCUCAUCAGUUCAGUGUUACUGAGCACUCACAUCCCGCUGAGCAUCUGUCGACCGCGUGAUCUGCGCAUCGGCAACAGCAACAACCGACUACACGACGCGCUAUUAAACAGCGCUGGAGACGACGCAAUGUCCUAUCUCGUGGGCGAAAAAAUCCUUCAAUAUUUGCAAAGAAACCUCGGACCGCAGAAAGCAGGCGCUCUCGUGCACUUUCAGCACUUUCCCACGGCAAACGCGCGCGCGCCGGACGAGGACAACAGCUUGGAUGAGCUCGUGGAGUUUAGCAAAAGAAACGACGACCCUCCGAUCUCGAUUGAUCUCACCUUCCACCUGCUGAGGAACAUGAUCGAGAUGGCACGGAUCGAGAACCAAAGAGAACAGGCGGAACUGAACCGCAAAUAUCUAGAUGAGGUUGGGAAGUAGUUGUGUAGUUAAAUGGUGACAGAUCAAGUGGGCGAGUACAGAUCAAGCUCAAUGCACUCUUUCAAAUCCCAACUCUUUGCUUUCUUUGACAUGUUAAAAGCUCAUACUUAAAAAUAAAGGUUCUUCAAUGGUGACUUGCUGCACUUUAGGUUCAGCAGAGAACCCUCUUUUUAUCAAGAACCAGUGGGUUUGCUGUUUUGUGAUUCAAUUUAGAGAUUGUAUAAAGUUCAAAUGUUACUUAGCCGAUCAGAGUACUGGCUUCUGGGUUCCUCAUCUAAUAAGGCACCUGGACAUAGAUGAUUUUGUGAAGAAUGCAUGAUGCCAUUAAAGAACCAUUUCAAUUUCACUAAAGGAUAUUUGGGUUUCUUUAGACUAUUCAAAAAAAGAAAUGAUUCUGUUAAGAUCCUUUGCAACCUUUAUUUUUCACUCUUAAAAUAAAGGUUCAUCUUAUGUUCUUUGUUAGGUGGUUCCACAAAGAACCUUUAACACAGAACCCUUUUGUUGCACAACAGGUUCUUUAGAGUAAAAAUAGUUCUAUGGACUUUAAAAAGGUUAGAAAGAAAUUGUUAUUUUAAGAUCCUACAGAAUGGUUCUUUGGGAAACCAAAAUUGGUUCUUCUAUGGCGUCACUGUAAGGAACCUUUGUAGGACCUUUAUUUUAAAGAGAUGUGGCAUCAAGCCUUGUUGGUUUCAUUUGCAACCUUUAUUUUUACUCUUAAAAUAAAGGUUCCUCUUAGGUUAUUUGUUAGGUGGUUCCACAAAGAACCUUUAACACAGAACCCUUCUGUUGCACAAUAGGUUCUUUAGAGUAAAAAUAGUUCUAUGGACUUUAAAAAGGUUAGAAAGAAAUUGUUAUUUUAAGAUCCUACAGAAUGGUUCUUUGGGAAACCAAAAUUGGUUCUUCUAUGGCGUCACUGUAAGGAACCUUUGUAGGACCUUUAUUUUAAAGAGAUGUGGCAUCAAGCCUUGUUGGUUUCAUUUGCAACCUUUAUUUUUACUCUUAAAAUAAAGGUUCCGCUUAGGUUAUUUGUUAGGUGGUUCCACAAAGAACCUUUAACACAGAACCCUUCUGUUGCACAAUAGGUUCUUUAGAGUAAAAAUAGUUCUAGAGACUAUAAAAAGGUAAGAAAGAAAUUGUUCUCUUAAGAUCCUACUUUACGGUUCUUUGGGGGAACCAAAAAUGGUUUUCUAUGGCAUCGCUGCAAAGAACCUUUGUUUGCACCUUUAUUUUUAAGAAUGUGACAGGAGUUUGUUGUACUAUACACUCUUAAAAAUAAAGGUCCUUAAAAGGUUCUUCACAGUGCUGCCGCAUAGAAGAACCAUUUUUGGUUCCUCAAAGAACUAUUCAGUCAAAGGUUCUUAGAAGAACCAUUUUUCAUACUUUAUAUAAUCUAAAGAACCUUUUUUGAAACAUUUGGGUUAUUCGCAUAUUUAAGGUUCUUUAUGGAACCAUUCGGCUAAAUGGUUCUUCUAUGGCAUCGUGAAGGACCUUUAUUUUUAAGAGUGUAUGCACCAGCUCUGGGCCAUUUCAGAACAAGGAACCAUAUGCAAGAACCAUGAGAGAACCUUCAUGACAGUGCCCUCUCAACACUGCCCAUAACAAAUAAACUUUUGGGGGGUUAAACUGUGUGUAACCAAAUCUUUCAUUUCAAUAUAAAAUUCACCCUUUUAAUGUUAACAGAUGUUUACUUAGCAUUACAAAUGCCAACUUUUAAACAGAAACAGUCUGAAAUCUGUAUUACUAGGUUACUUAAACAUGACAAAUCCUGUUAUUGCCCAUUAGUUAUCUCCUAAUAUAGGGUUUGCAUCUGUAUUGUUCUUGUAAAUCAGUGUAUCAUCAAAGCAGGGACAUUUUUUUGUUUGUUUGUUUGGUUGCAUCCUCUCAAUACUUGCCAACAGGGACUAUGGAAUGUUCUCAUAUACGUGACAUAUAAU